AUGGUCAUGGUGAGUGACUCUAAAACGAAUAGCAGCGGCUUAGGCUACAAAAUUUCAUGGUCCAAGGUUCGCAAUUUUACUAUAUUGACCAUAAUAGUCAUCUAUGCAUUGUAUAAGCUUUUUACAGGUCAUGGAGAAGAUAUCAAUUUUGGUAAAUUUUUAGUGAAAACGUCUCCAUAUAUGUGGGCUAACCUCGGCAUAGCUAUGUGCAUAGGUUUAAGUGUUGUUGGAGCAGCCUGGGGUAUAUUUAUAACGGGGUCUUCUAUAAUAGGUGCAGGUGUUCGUGCUCCAAGAAUCACUACGAAAAAUCUGAUAUCUAUUAUCUUCUGUGAAGUUGUUGCCAUUUACGGUUUAAUUAUUGCAAUCGUAUUCUCAUCUAAGCUUACUGUCGCAUCUGCAGACACUUUGUACUCAAAAUCAAACCUCUAUACCGGCUAUUCUUUGUUCUGGGCUGGUCUCACUGUUGGUGCCUCCAACUUAAUCUGUGGUGUCGCCGUUGGUAUUACUGGAGCCACUGCCGCUAUAUCUGAUGCUGCUGAUUCCGCACUUUUUGUCAAAAUUUUAGUCGUAGAAAUUUUUGGUUCCAUUCUUGGUUUAUUAGGUCUAAUUGUCGGGUUGUUAAUGGCAGGAAAGGCUGCAGACUUUCAAUAG
This is a messenger RNA of Kazachstania africana CBS 2517, 651 nucleotides long. It is a transcript of the gene VMA16, whose product is annotated as H(+)-transporting V0 sector ATPase subunit c''. The record is from RefSeq and is a predicted model, not a curated record. Gene Ontology annotation, cellular component: proton-transporting V-type ATPase, V0 domain. Gene Ontology annotation, molecular function: proton-transporting ATPase activity, rotational mechanism. Bases 1 to 651 code for a protein of 216 amino acids. The transcript has a single exon. Lineage: Eukaryota; Fungi; Ascomycota; Saccharomycetes; Saccharomycetales; Saccharomycetaceae. Gene Ontology annotation, biological process: proton transmembrane transport.